Molecule: messenger RNA, 2252 nt
Organism: Corticium candelabrum
Lineage: Eukaryota; Metazoa; Porifera; Homoscleromorpha; Homosclerophorida; Plakinidae
Exons: 2
Coding region: 53-2005 (650 amino acids)
Source: RefSeq, a predicted model, not a curated record
UUUCCGUCAACUGCACCUCCUGGCGUCGCACUGUGAAGGAGUCGAGCGAACGAUGAACGAGAACGCUGUCAAUCCAAGUGCCAGCCAUCUCUACGUUCGCCAGCAAUUGCGCCAGCGCCUCGAAACGUGCCAGCGUCUCGAGACGUAUCAGCGUCGCCAGAAGACGUGCGAAACACAAUACGACCGCCAUCGCUUUCAGGUCGUCCAGCGAGGCCAAGAGGAGGUCCGACGACUGCGCCAGCUGCUUGGCGACGUCGCGACGAGAAAGAACCUGCAGACUCAGCCACGAAACGGCGUCAAAAUACCGGCGGUCGACCAUCAAAGCUUUCAAGGAAAUGCGGACGACAUGCAGGGGCACGUUCGUCGUGCUACGUCGCCCGUUUUGAUGUCGUUUGCGCAGCACAACGGCGGCUGGAAAAGCCAAACGUUACCGAGUCACUCGGGCCGCUUGCCUUCUCGACCUCCGACGUCACAGCGUGUCACGUGGUCAUCGUAUAACGCAACUGAAUACGCGAGGUCAAUGUCGUUUCCGGGUGACGCUGUGAGAAACUGGGACGAAACGGGCCGUGCUGUGCCGUCCGUUGUGAAGAGAGAGAGCGGGAGCGCGCUACCAAGUUGUGUGUUCUCGCGGGGGCCCCCGCCGGGGAGUAAACCUGAUGUGUCCAUGCCAGGUGACGACCUCCAGUCGUUCAUCACGCAGGCUUUGGAGGAAUACCCGUCGAACAAUCCGCAGGCGUCGUCGUCAACCGAUAAGCAGACAGCAUUCGACCUACUGGAGGAGGUGAUGUGGGAGUCGCAGCCAGAGAUGAUGAGAGAGACGCAGCAGAGCAUGAGGAUCAAUCAGGAGAUGCGUCGAUCGGAUCCUGUGUCUAUACAGCAAGCCAAGAGUCUUCCCAGCUCGCCGCAGCAGUUGAGACAUUCGAUGUUUGAAGACCGAGGACGAUUGGUUGUUGCUUCGAAUAUGUCUCAGGCGAGCAAUGAAGCGCCGGUGCAUUAUUAUAGUCAACAAGUUGACGCUCGACACAACCAGGCUGUCGCAUACAGACAGCCGGUGUCUACGACCGUGUCUCAUUGUCAGCAGCCAAUCAUCGAUGGAUCAACCGGUUCGGUACAGUCAGCCGGUUUUAUGUUACCGUUCGGGCAACAGUCUCAGACGCAGCAGCAUGUUCAGGCGCAGCCAAUGCUCAGUCAGCACGUUCAGGGUCAGCACGUUCAGGGUCAACACGUUCAAGGGCAACAACUUCAGGUGCAACGACAGCAGCCGUCGUGGCAGUUGCAUCAGGAGAUUGGCCAGUGUGCAGCACCGAGAGAGCUCGAGAAGCAUCGACAGCAGUUGCAGAGGUCGUCGGCUCCUGGUGGUAUGACAGCCGCUAUACAACAACAACAGCAACAACCUCAAAUUGCUAUCCAACCACCGUCAGCUGUUGCGUUCUCACACAUGGGGUCGUCUAACAACGGGAUGAUGCAGAUGUCCGAUCAGUCGUUUCCAGGUAGAAAUCGUCAGUUGAAGGCACCACGCCACGGCAGCUUUCCCGGAUGGCCUCCGUCGCUUCCAAGCAAUGACAUGUUCGGUACGCAGAGUCGCGAUCGAAGUAACUCAUUCCACGGCCAGUCGAGUAAACUAAGCGUCCCCUAUCCCACACGACCUCUGACUCCUCCUCUGAGAUCACAGAGCAGUACAGUUAUUAGUCAUGAUGUGUCGUCCUCCCUUGCCAGUACUAUGCCAUUCAGUCACUUCCUGCCACAAGCCAGUGCUCCUUUACCUGGUGAUAAUCUGAGUAAUCACAAGGGUUCCACAGGAAGUAUUACAAAUAUCGUCAAUAGUCUUCUUGACAGAGAUGCCACUCAUCCCGUUGACUUAUUUUCGAGUGCCACUUCUCUACAGAAUGACAGCGAGCUGGAGUUCGAUCGAAUACUCAGCGAUCCGCCGUCGGGAUUCGAUUUACUGAGAGAAAUUGGGAACUGUGUCGAUGACAGUAUGAUGGACAUCGGGACAACAGCAUAGUGGCAAUGCACGUUGACUAGAAUAGAUUUGUAGCUGUUUGAGAGACACUUUAUAGAGUAACAACAACAAAUGUGUCAGUUGUGCUGACAAUAUUUAGCUUUAUGUAUGUUUUCUAAGUGACAGAGUAUGGUAUGUGUACAGUGAGCUGAAUUAUCCGCCUGUAGCCACUUUGUAGGGCAUCCUUAGUAUCUUGUGGGUGUUGAGGGGUAGUGUGGUCACUAGAGCUAAUCUUACUGCAUUUAUGUUA